Molecule: messenger RNA, 5075 nt
Organism: Callithrix jacchus (white-tufted-ear marmoset)
Lineage: Eukaryota; Metazoa; Chordata; Mammalia; Primates; Cebidae
Source: RefSeq, a predicted model, not a curated record
CUCACCUCCGGAUAAAUUACGGCGUUUCCCACUCCGCGCAUGGAGCCUCCCGACCGCCUCGAGCGUCCCCUUCCUUUCCGGCGCUUUCUUGGGUUGCUUCUGGCGGUCCUGGUGUUGCUCCUGUCCUCCUGCUCCGAUACCGACUCAUUGGUUCUUCAUCCGCCACAUGCAUCGCCUCAGGCAAUACUGUCAUUUGGGAUAAUAAAACACCUGUUUGUGACAUAAUUCCCUGUGGGCUACCCCCCACCAUCGCCAAUGGAGAUUUCAUUAGCACCAACAGAGAGGAUUUUUACUAUGGAUCAGUGGUGACCUACCACUGCAAUCCUGGAAGCGGAGGGAGAAAUGUGUUUGAGCUCGUGGGCGAGCGCUCCAUAUACUGCACCACCAAAGAUGAUCAAGUGGGCAUCUGGAGUGGCCCGGCCCCUCAGUGCAUUAUACCUAACAAAUGCACGCCUCCAAAUGUUGAAAAUGGAAUAAUGGUAUCUGACAACAGAAGCUUAUUUUCCUUAAAUGAAGUUGCGGAGUUCAGGUGUCAGCCUGGCUUUGUCAUGAAAGGAUCCCCCGGUGUGCAAUGCCAGCCCCUGAACAAAUGGGAGCCAGAGUUACCAAGCUGCUCCAGGGUAUGUCAGCCGCCUCCAGAUAUCCUGCAUGGUGAGCGUACCCAAAGGGACAAGGACAGCUUUUGGCCUGGCCAGGAAGUGUUCUACAGCUGUGAGCCCGGCUAUGACCUCAGAGGGGCUGCUUCUCUGCACUGCACACCCCAGGGAGACUGGAGCCCUGCAGUCCCCAGAUGUGCAGUGAGAUCCUGUGAUGACUUCCUGGGCCAACUUCCUAAUGGCCAUGUGCUAUUUCCACCUAAUCUCCAGCUUGGAGCAAAAGUGGACUUUGUUUGUGAUGAAGGAUUUCAAUUAAAAGGCAGCUCUGCUAGUUAUUGUGUCUUGGCGGGAAUGGAAAGCCUUUGGAAUAGCAGUGUUCCAGUGUGUGAACAAAUCUUUUGUCCAAGUCCUCCAGUUAUUCCUAACGGGAGACACACAGGAAAACCUCUGGAAGUCUUUCCCUUUGGAAAAGCAGUAAAUUACACAUGCGACCCUGACCCAGUCAGCGGGAAGACCUUCGACCUCGCUGGGGAGAGCACCAUCCGAUGCACAAGUGACCUUCAAGGGAAUGGGGUUUGGAGCAGCCCUGCCCCUCGCUGUGGAAUUCUGGGUCACUGUAAAGCCCCAGGUCAUUUUCUGUUUGCUAAGCUGAGAACCCAAACCAAUGCAUCUGACUUUCCCAUUGGGACAUCUUUAAAGUACGAAUGCCGUCCUGAGUAUUAUGGGAUGCCAUUCUCUAUCACAUGUCUACUUAACCUGGUCUGGUCAAGUCCCAAAGACGUCUGCAAACGUAAAUCAUGUAAAACUCCUUCAGAUCCAAUGAAUGGAGUGGUGCAUGUGAUGACAAACAUCCAGGUUGGAUCCAGAAUCAACUAUUCUUGUAUUACAGGGUACCGCCUCGCUGGUCAGUCAUCUGCUGAAUGUAUCCUCUCAGGCAAUGCUGCCCAUUGGAGCACAAAGCCACCAAUUUGUCAAGAAAUUCCUUGUGGGCUGCCCCCCACUAUCACCAAUGGAUAUUUCAUUAGCACCAACAGGGAGUAUUUUCACUAUGGAUCAGUGGUGACCUACCACUGCAAUUCUGGAAGCGGAGGGAGAAAUGCGUUUGAGCUCGUGGGCGAGCGCUCCAUAUACUGCACCAGCAAUGAGGAUCAAGAGGGCAUCUGGAGUGGCCCGGCCCCUCAGUGCAUUAUACCUAACAAAUGCACGCCUCCAAAUGUUGAAAAUGGAAUAAUGGUAUCUGACAACAGAAGCUUAUUUUCCUUAAAUGAAGUUGCGGAGUUCAGGUGUCAGCCUGGCUUUGUCAUGAAAGGAUCCCCCCGUGUGCAAUGCCAGCCCCUGAACAAAUGGGAGCCAGAGUUACCAAGCUGCUCCAGGGUGUGUCAGCCACCUCCAGAAAUUCUGCAUGGUGAGCAUACCCAAAGCAAUCAGGUCAACUUUUCACCUGGGCAGGAAGUGUUCUACAGCUGUGAGCCCGGCUAUGACCUCAAAGGGGCUGCUUCUCUGCACUGCAUACCCCAGGGAGACUGGAGCCCUGAAGCCCCCAGAUGUACAGUGAAAUCCUGUGAUGACUUCUUGGGUCAACUCCCUCAUGGCCAUGUGCUGCCUCCACUUAAUCUCCAGCUUGGGGCAAAAGUGUCCUUUAUUUGUGAUGAAGGGUUUCGCUUGAAGGGCAGUUCCGUUAGUCAUUGUGUCUUGGUUGGAAUGAGAAGCCUUUGGAGUAACAGUGUUCCUGUGUGUGAACAAAUCUUUUGUACAAAUCCUCCAGCUAUCCUUAAUGGGACACAUACAGGAACUCCCCUUGGAGAUAUUCCCUAUGGAAAAGAAAUAUCUUACACAUGCGACCCCCACCCAGACAGAGGGAUGACCUUCGACCUCAUUGGGGAGAGUACCAUCCGCUGCACAAGUGACCCUCAAGGGAAUGGGGUUUGGAGCAGCCCCGCCCCUCGCUGUGAACUUUCUGCUCCUGCUGGUCACUGUAAAACCCCAGAGCAGUUUCCAUUUGCCAGUCCUACAACCCCAAUUAAUGAGUCUGAGUUUCCAGUUGGGACAUCUUUGAAUUAUGAAUGCCGUCCUGGGUAUUUUGGGAGUAUGUUCUCUAUCUCCUGCUUAGAAAACUUGGUCUGGUCAAGCGCUGAAGACAACUGUAGACGAAAAUCAUGUGGAACUCCUCCAAAACCCUUCAAUGGAAUGGUUCAUGUAAACGCAGACACCCAAUUUGGAUCAACAAUUGAUUAUUCUUGUAAUGAAGGGUUUCGACUCAUUGGUUCCCCAUCCACUACUUGUCUCGUCUCAGGCAAUAAUGUUGCAUGGGAUAAGGAGGCGCCUAUUUGUGAGAUCAUAUCUUGUGAGCCACCUCCAACCAUAUCCAACGGAGACUUCUACAGCAACGGUAGAACUUCUUUUCACAAUGGAACAGUGGUAACUUACCAGUGCCACACUGGACCAGAUGGAGAACAGCUGUUUGAGCUUGUGGGAGAACGGUCAAUACACUGCACCAGCGAGGAUGAUCAAGUCGGGGUUUGGAACAGCCCUCCACCUCAGUGUGUUUCUGUUAAUAAAUGCACAGCUCCAGAAGUUGAAAAUGGAAUUAGAGUGACAGCAAAUAGGAAUUUAUAUUUCCUCAAUGAGAUCGUGAGAUUUAGAUGUCAGCCCGGCUUUGUCAUGGUAGGGUUCCACGUCGUGCAGUGCCAGACAAACAACAGAUGGGGACCCAAGCUGCCGCACUGCUCCAGGGUGUGUCAGCCACCUCCAAAAAUCCUGCAUGGUGAGCAUACCCCAAGUGAUCAGGACAACUUUUCACCUGGACAGGAAGUGUUCUACAGCUGUGAGCCCGGUUAUGACCUCAGAGGGGCUGCUUCUCUGCACUGCACACCCCAGGGAGACUGGAGCCCUGAAGCCCCCAGAUGUGCAGUGAAAUCCUGUGAUGACUUCCUGGGCCAACUCCCUCAUGGCCGUGUGCUGUUUCCACUUAAUCUCCAGCUUGGAGCAAAGGUGUCCUUCGUUUGCAACAAAGGGUUCCGAUUAAAAGGCAGGUCUGCUAGUCAUUGUGUUUUGUCUGGAAUGAAAGCCCUUUGGAAUAGCAGUGUUCCAGUGUGUGAUCAAAUAUUUUGUACAAAUCCUCCAGCUAUCCUUAAUGGGACACAUACAGGAACUCCCCUUGGAGAUAUUCCCUAUGGAAAAGAAAUAUCUUACACAUGCGACCCCCACCCAGACAGAGGGAUGACCUUCGACCUCAUUGGGGAGAGCACCAUCCGCUGCACCAGUGACCCUCAAGGGAAUGGAGUUUGGAGCAGUCCCGCCCCUCACUGUGAACUUUCUGCUCCUGCUGCCUGCCCACAUCUACCCAAGAUCCAAAACGGGCAUUACAUAGGAGGACACAUACCUCCAUAUCUACCUGGUACGAUAAUCAACUACAUUUGUGACCCCGGCUACCUGUUAGUGGGAAAGACCUUCAUUUUCUGUACAGACCAGGGAACCUGGAGCCAACUGGAUCAUUAUUGCAAAGAGGUAAAUUGUAGCUUCCCACAGUUUAUGAAUGGAAUCCCGAAGAGCUUAGAAAUGAGAAAAGUAUAUCACUAUGGAGAUUAUGUAACUUUGGAGUGUGAAGAUGGGUAUACUCUGGAAGGCAGUCCCCGGAGCCAGUGCCAGGCGGAUGACAGAUGGGACCCUCCUCUGGCCAUAUGUACCCCUCGUGCACAUAAUGCUCUCAUAGUUGGCACUUUAUCUGGUACAAUCUUCCUUAUUAUAUUCACCAUUUUCCUCUCUUGGAUAAUUCUAAAGUGCAGAAAAGGGUAAGUAUACCCAUAUUAUCCCAAGAAAUGUAAACUGUACUUACCCCUCCUGGAAGUCAAAAGAAAGUAAAAGGCAAACAAACUCAUUGCUACAUAAACAGAUGUGGUAAUUCUUAUAAAAGAAGGCCCUUGACAAACAGUAUAGACGAAGGGGUAUUCAUACUAAAGGCAAUAUAUAGGAUAAUAAAAACAAUUGUUUAAAAAACCAGCAUUUUGGCCAGGUAUGGUGACUCAUGCCUAUAAUUUCAGCAUGUUGAGAGGCCAAGGUGGGCAGAUCAGGCCAGAGAUGGGCAAUGUGGUAAAACCCCAUCUCUACUAAAUAUACACAAAAUUUGCCUGAUAAGGUGGCAUAUGCCUGUAAUCCCUGCAACUUUGGAGGCAGAAGCAUAAGAAUUGCUUGAACCUGGGAGGUGGAGGUUGUUGUGAGCCAAGAUUGUGCCACUCUACUCCAGCCUGGGCAACAGAGUGAGACUCCAUCUCAAAACACACACAGCAUUUUUAAAAGGAAUUGAGUUUUACAAACAGUAGGCAGAAGGAGUUCUUAAAAAGGUGUUCAUGAGGCUGUUGAUAUCCUAGUUUUGCUAAGACAUUGCAGACACUGACCUCUAAGCCCAGAUCCUAUCAUAGCACUAGAAGUUAGAUUGGGUCUCUUAUGGCACACAUAUCAUAUUGGCAUACAUAGGCUGCC